AAUGUUACUUGUAUCGUCGAAUUCGUUCUAUAUUUGCAAGAACUAAACAUUGGAAAGAUUACGAUCCUUUUUUUCGUCAAAAAGAAGAUACCUUUAAAUCAUCGUUUAAUGCAAUUAUCGAAAUCGCGAAACGUAUUGACGAGUUAGUCUAUAUUCCAAAAUUACACGCAGAUAAUGAGAAAACAGACACUAGAAGAAUUAUUUUCCAUGAACUCGUCCAAAUAUCACUUUGGGGAAAUUCCACGGAUCUAUCUUUACUUACUAAUCUUAGUAAUGAUGAUAUUAAAAAAUUGCAAGAUCUCGGAACAAAGAAGUUAGAAGAAUUAGAGAAAAAUAUUUUAGCGAAUGAUUUAGAAAAAGCAUGGAAUUAUUUAUCAGAAAAUAGAUUCGAAUUAUACGCGGAUUUAGUUUUGUCAGACUGGCUAAUCCAAUCUGGAUACGCAAGAGAGGUUCAUUUACACGCUAAAAAAAUUCCAUGGUUUGUUUCAGAUACGACGCAGAAUGAUUUCAAUUGGCUCCUCCAAACUCUUCAGAGUGAAGAUUUCUUUUCAUCAGCCACUGAAAUAGAAAGAUCAUUUCUCAAAAAAUUUUCAAAUCGUUUGCAAUCUCACGUUGCUGAUUCGCGAUUAAUUCUUACUUCUGAUUAUUUUUGGACAUCACCAUACGCUUAUUGGCACUUGGCAGAACAAGCACCGGAUUUGUAUGCAGAUUUGUGUACAUCUAAUCUUGUAAUAUUUAAGGGAGACCUUAAUUAUAGGAAAUUGGUAUACGAUUGUAAAUGGAAAACUACUAUACCAUUUAAUGAGGCUAUUGGACCAUUAGCAAGCAUGAAAGGUUCACCACCCAUACUUGCCUUACGAACAAAUAAGGCAGAUGUUAUAGUUGGACUUGAAGAAGGAAUCGAGGAAAGAUUGACUGUUAAUGAAAAGGAUUGGAUGUAUUCCGGAAAAUAUGCU
This is a messenger RNA of Racocetra fulgida, 956 nucleotides long. Lineage: Eukaryota; Fungi; Glomeromycota; Glomeromycetes; Diversisporales; Gigasporaceae. The record is from the annotation of a GenBank genome assembly.